GGGUUGCGAGCAGAGCGCCUCCGGCAGGCCCUCCCUGGUCGGAAGCGGCGAGUGAACCAAGCGGUGGGCAAGGGCCGGCUCCCAGGAUGGCCAGGGUGGAGGCCCAGGGCCGCCUGUGGCUGGAGAGCUCCCCUGGGGGAGCGCCUCCCAUCUUCCUGCCCUCGGGUGGGCAAGCCCUGGUGCUGGGCCGGGGACCCUUGACGCAGGUUACCGACCGGAAGUGCUCCAGAAACCAAGUGGAGCUGGUUGCUGACCCUGAGACUCGGACGGUGGCAGUGAAACAGCUGGGAGUUAACCCCUCAACUGCCGGGACUCAGGAGCUGAGACCAGGGUUGGAGGGUUCUCUGGGGGUGGGGGACACGCUGUACUUGGUCAAUGGCCUCCACCCGCUGACCCUGCGCUGGGAAGAGGCUCACACGCCAGAAUCCCAGCCAGACACUCCACCAGGCACCCCUCCUGUGGCCCCGGAGGAGGAGGAAGAGGAUGAACAGCAGAAAAAGCGGAUAAGGAAGUUAUCCCCUGGCUGGGAGAGCUUCCAGAAGCUGCUAGUGUUCACGGCACCUGGUGUGAAGCCCCGGGGCAAGGUGGCCGGUUUUGAUCUGGAUGGGACCCUCAUCACCACACGUUCUGGGAAGGUCUUUCCCACUGGCCCCAGUGACUGGAGGAUCUUGUACCGAGAGAUUCCGCAGAAGCUCUGUGAACUGGCCGCCGAGGGUUACAAGCUGGUGAUCUUCACCAACCAGAUGGGCAUUGGACGCGGGAAGCUGCCAGCAGAGGAGUUCAAGGCCAAGGUGGAGGCUGUGGUGGAGAAGCUGGGGGUCCCCUUUCAGGUCCUGGUGGCCACGCACGCAGGCUUGUACCGGAAGCCGGUGGUCGGCAUGUGGGACCACCUGCAGGGGCAGGCCAACGAGGGCGUGCCCAUCUCCAUCGGGGACAGUGUCUUUGUGGGAGAUGCAGCUGGACGCCCAGCCAACUGGGCCCCUGGGCGCAAGAAGAAAGACUUUUCUUGCGCUGACCGCCUGUUUGCCCUCAACCUGGGCCUGCCCUUCGCCACACCAGAGGAGUUCUUUCUGAAAUGGCCCAUGGCCCGCUUCGAGCUCCCAGCCUUUGACCCGAGGACCGUCUCCUGCUCUGGGCCUCUCUGCCUCCCUGAGUCCAGCUCCCUCUUAAGCUCAGACCCCGAGGUGGUUGUCGCCGUGGGAUUUCCUGGGGCUGGGAAGUCCACCUUCCUCCAGGAGCAUCUCGUGUCGGCCGGAUACGUCCACGUGAACAGGGACACUCUGGGCUCGUGGCAGCGCUGCGUGACCACGUGCGAGGCGGCCCUGAAGCAAAGGAAACGGGUCGUGAUUGACAACACGAACCCGGACAUCCAGAGCCGAGCCAGGUACAUCAAGUGUGCCCGAGACGCAGGCGUCCCCUGCCGCUGCUUCCUCUUCAGCGCCACCCUGGAGCAGGCGCGCCACAACAACCGGUUCCGCGACAUGACGGACUCCUCUCACGUCCCCGUGACCGACAUCGUCAUUUACGGCUAUAGGAAGCAGCUCGAGGCCCCCACACUGGCCGAAGGCUUCUCCGCCGUCCUGGAGAUCCCAUUCCGGCUCCACGUGGCGCCGCAGCUUGAGCGGCUGUACCGCCAGUUCUCAGAGGGCUGAGCCAAUGCCCACCCCCCACCUGCUCCCCACCCCACAAUAAAUGCUGUUUUUC
This is a messenger RNA of Lipotes vexillifer (Yangtze River dolphin), 1704 nucleotides long. RefSeq names its product polynucleotide kinase 3'-phosphatase (gene PNKP). Gene Ontology annotation, biological process: DNA repair. The record is from RefSeq and is a predicted model, not a curated record. Lineage: Eukaryota; Metazoa; Chordata; Mammalia; Artiodactyla; Lipotidae. Gene Ontology annotation, molecular function: protein binding; polynucleotide 3'-phosphatase activity; double-stranded DNA binding. The transcript has 17 exons. Gene Ontology annotation, cellular component: nucleus. Bases 87 to 1652 code for a protein of 521 amino acids.